GUUGUGUCAGCUUCACGGUUUCCUCCUGAUGCAGGUUCAGUGUUGCUCGUCCUGAUCGAAACCCUUUCUCUCUAUAACACGGCCGCUCAUCUGAACGCUGUCCGUUUCUGUCAGCGCCGCGUGGAAAAGACUUGUCCUCACAUUUAAUCGUCUUAGAGAGCUAGUAAACGAACGAGCGGUUUUAAACGAUGAGACAUAUUCGUGAGUAAGACGCCGGUAGCGGUUAGCAUUAGCUUAGCUUCAUGAACACCACAGCAGUGUCGCGUUAGCUAACGCUCAUUAACGCGACACAUGACUAAUAUCACACAACAUGCGUCUUUGACACGGCGGACAUAACGAUUUAGAUGUACAUAGACAUAGAUGAGCCAGCUCAGGCGUCAUCUGCGUUAUUUAUUCAGAUGUAAUAGCUGUUUCGAGGUAGCUGAGGUAGUGGAUUAGCCCUAGUGCUGAGGAUGGAGGCUCUUCGUGGAGGUGUGUGUUUACUAGGAUUUGCCAGUCUCACACAAGCUGCUCCUGUCUCAAAUACACACGCAGCAGAGGCUGCUGGAUUCGUGGAUUUCUCUCUGACCGUCCCGCUGCUGUUGUCUCUGGCUGUGUCCGUGGCCCUUCUGGUACUGCUGCUCAACUGUGCUUCCUGCUGCAAAGAGCAAGAGAUCAACUUUAAGGAGUUUGAAGACCACUUUGAGGAUGAGGUUGAUUUCACGCCCCCAGCGGAGGACACGCCCUCUAUGCAGUCGCCUGCGGAGGUUUACACCCUCGCUGUUCCACCUGUGCCCCUCCCUGGACCACCUCACCUCCAGAUGCCCCGGAUAACAGACGUCUCAUCAGGUCCUCACGUUGCACGACACUCUCUCAGUUACAUUCAGGAGAUCGGGAGCGGCUGGUUUGGAAAGGUUCUGCUUAGUGAGAUCUAUGUGGACCCUGGAGUCGCCCGAGCGGUGGUCAAAGAGCUGAAGGCCAACGCCAGCUCCAAAGAGCAGAAUGAGUUCCUGCAGCAGGGAGACCCGUACAGGGUUCUUCAGCAUCCCAAUAUACUGCAAUGUCUUGGUCAGUGUGUGGAGGCCAUCCCUUUCCUGCUUGUUUUUGAGUAUUGUGAACUGGGGGACCUGAAGAGUUACAUAUCUCAGAACGAGUGGCUGUACAGGAAUGGAGAACUGCUACAGCUGCAGAAAAUGGCCUGCGAGAUCGCUGCUGGGGUCACUCAUAUGCAUAAACACAACUUCCUGCACAGUGAUUUGGCUUUGAGAAACUGCUAUCUCACAACAGACCUGACGGUCAGAGUAGGAGAUUAUGGCAUUGGCCCUUCCUGUUUUAAGGAGGACUACAUCACCACAGAGGACGACCAGUGUGUGGCACUGCGCUGGCUUGCCCCUGAGCUGAUUGGUGAGCUGCAUGGGGGUGUGAUCACAUCAGAACAGACUAAACCCAGCAAUGUUUGGGGACUUGGUGUGACAUUGUGGGAGCUGUUUGAAGGGGCAAAGCAGCCGUAUCCUCAUCUGUCAGAUAGAGAAGUGCUCCACCAUGUGCUCAAGGAUCAACAAGUCAGACUUCUCAAGCCACAGUUGGAUUUACCAUACUCAGAAAGAUGGUAUGAGGUUCUACAGUUUUGUUGGCUGCCUGCAGACAAGAGGGCCACUGCUGAAGAGGUCCACCGCCUGCUCACUUACCUCCGUAUGCAGGGUCAGAAAGAUGUGGAGGAUGACUUUGAGCAGCGCUGGAGCUCCCUUAAACCCAAUCCAACCACUCGUCAAGCCACUGUCAGUCAUUCCUCCUUUCCCAUCCUCGAGCAGUUUGAUGAAGGGCGAGAACCAGACGAGAUGCUCACAGUCACCGAAACGAGUCAUGGGCUAAGUUUUGAAUAUGUGUGGGAGGCAGCCAAGCAUGACCACUAUGACAGCCACAAUCGCUCUGCCAUGGACACUACUUUGAAUUACCACAGUAUGUUCUUUCCAGUGCCACGGCAAGAUAUUCAGGCUCAUUUCCCUGACACUGUAGCGCAAGCAGAAAACGGCAGAGUCACGGAAACCUUGCCAGUGUUUGAUGCACAUAAAGCAUCCUCUGGAAAUGACUACUUUAUUAAGUUGGAGGAGCUAGAUGUAAACGAUAUUGGUAUGGGGGAAAGUCAGGGUGCUGAAGGUACCUAUGCUUCAGAGGAGCAUCAUUAUGAAGUCUUACAGGACGUCCGAUUGGAUGAAUCCAGUACAGAUGCUGAUUUCUUCCAUCAGAGCAUUGACUCAAAAGACUCUUUCCUUCAGGACAGCCACAUAUGGUCCUCAAGUGAACAUGAGAGCCCUUACCAAACUAACAUCUUCAGUGAGGGUGAUGCAAAACUGGAAGAUUCUCAUUCAUUCACGGGAGGUUUUAUGGAGCUCCCAGAGAUGAAUGUACCAAAGAGGGAUUCUGAUGGUACCAAUGGGAAAGAGUCAAGUGACAGUUUUCAGAAGUCUUUUUUAGGGGUAGGACCAGAAGCCAUUCAUCUGGAGAUCUCUGAUCAGGAGAGCUCAGAUGUAAAUAAGCUUCUUAAUACUGAGAAACUGACUGAAAACUUCUUGUUUCUUAAAGAUAACAACCUAUUGAAGGACAAGUCCCAGUCUGAAUCAGAAAAUAUCCAGGAGACCAUGAGCUCCAUCAUUGAGACUGAUGUCUCAGAUAGUGUAAACCUCACAGGUGAGUCUUUGAAAUCAGCCGGGAAUUCUGCGCAGCUUAAGGAUGAACUCUUGGACUUAUUCAGUCCGAUUUUAGAUGAUUUUCUGUCGCCUUUGGAAGGAAACGAAACAGUGGUGCCUUUUGAUAUAGUAGUAACAGGACAAACCUGUAGCAAUCACCUGCCAGACACAAAUGGCUCUUUGCGUUCCCCAAAAUCUGGGAAUUACUCCUCUUCUGAUUCUACCUCUGACAGUGUUGAGGUCAUUGUUGACAGUCCACCUGAAAGUCAUCAGUCCCUUGAAAGUGCCAAUACACAGCAUAUGUGCAUAGAUGCCAAACCCCCCAGCCUUGAAGAAUGCUUUGAAGCCUUGAAGGAGAAUGGUCAGUAUCGAGGAAUCAGCGAUGCAGCUGAGCUUAGAUUUAGUACUUUACCUGCUGGUGAGUGUACAGAAGGUGGCCUCACUGAAGGUCUAACAAGUAGCGACUCAAUGAGUGAUAUAAUAGAGCUGGACAAGAAGACCGUCAAUGAUAUUUCACCAUCAGAAUCCAUUGAUCAAGAUCAAGAAACUUUAUUGGACAACCUUGAAACUCAGGACAUGUCCUCACUGUUGGUGUCAGAUGUCUGUCUUGACCAAAUAAGUCAGGACAGCCUUCUUGAUGAUAGCACAUCUUCCACUAUUCCAACCAUUGAGAAUUUGGCUGAAACGCCAGAUUCAUUAGAUUCUUUGGAAAUGCAUAAGGAUGUGGUGCAGGGACAGUCAUUGGAAAUGCCUGUUGAUAAGCUUCAACCCACGUACAAAGCAGCUGACAGUGGGUAUGAAACAGAAAACCUGGAGUCACCCGAGUGGAACUGUCAAACAGACUUGAGGGAUUCCUCAGAGGAGAAUGAGAUGGGAAGUGCCGAGGAGCCUGUGGGACUGGUUCCACCACAAAUUAUCAUUUCUGAGGUGGACACUGUACCUGAUGAUCAGGUGAAUGGUGAUAGAGUUGAUUUACCCUUAGGUGGAAACUACCGAGACUCUGCUUACUUCUCAGACAAUGAGGAACUAGAUAAGAAGAGUGAUGAAAUCAAUGGAAGCCCUGGAGAUGCUUCAUUUUGUCUCCAGAAUAAUCAAGAAGCUGAUGAAAGUCAAGGAACUGAAGCUAAUGAGGAGCAUUCAGUGUCCGAGACUUCCCCAGAACCCAGUGAUGGCCAGGCUGUUCUUCCCGAGUUGGUUCUAACCAAUGAGGAAGAUUGGAGCCAGGAAAAAUCAUUGACUAUCGAUGGCUCAGACCAAACUCAUCCCCAUGCGGCCCCAGAGCAUGCAGCAAAAACCACUACCUCAGUGCAGCCCUCAAUGGUUCAUGCAAAACUAACAAGAACGUAUGCUGGGGAGAUAACAAAGAAGAAGGAGCCAGAUAUGGAGGGGAGAUACUUAGGCAAGAUUGAUGGAUCUUCACUGGAAUAUGGCAACGAGGAUGGGAUGGAUGCUGAUGAAGAAGAUGAGAACAGUGAUGAGUCAGAUGAGGAUAUGCGUGCCUACCGAUUACACAGCUCUAGCUCUGAGUGCAGUGAGGAUGAUGUUGUGCACCCAGUACCUGUCAUCAUCUCGGACAACAGCAGUUCCCUCAACCUCAAAGGCCUGCUGAAACCCAGAUCUCUUCAGACUGCUGAAACAACAUCAGUAGAGGGCAGCAAUGGAGAUAAUAGACGCGGAGUGUCAUUCUUUGAUGAUGUCACCGUCUACCUUUUUGACCAGGAAACCCCAACAAAGGAACUCGGUGAGAAUACUAUUGAUCCCAGUAGUCAAUUGUCUGAUUUCAGCAGUCCAGUGGCCUCCUCCAGCUACCUUAAUAGAUUUACCAACUCCGAGAGUUCCACUGAUGAAGAAGGUGGUGCAUUUGAGUGGGACGAUGAUUUCCCAUAUCCAGAGCCCAAUUUCCUUUCAAAGGCAGCCAGUGAUCAUUCUGCCAGUAAGCCUGCUGGGACUUCAGCAGCUUCUAAGUAUUUCUCACCACCCCCUGCGAACCGCUCCAUGGAGCAGAGCUGGAACAGUCCCUCCAACUACUCGCGCUUCUCCAUCUCCCCAGCCAGUAUCGCCAACUUCUCCCUCACCCACCUCACAGACUCCGACAUGGAGCAAGGGGGAAGCGGUGAAGACGGAGAGAAAGAUUAACCAAUCCAUCAGACUGAUAAAUACUGGAGAUAUGUCAUGGAUGUCUUUGAUUGCUUCUCAGGCAGCAUUGGUAUUUAUUUGAGGAUAUGAAGAGGACUGCAGAGACUGAGCUGAUGUGUGGAUUUCAAUGAACUAUGAUUUGCUACGUUUUUCAUCAGUGCAAUUCGGAGGAACCUUGCUUCACAUAUGCUUUAGAAACUAAGUGCCAUGCCUCACCUUUUUUUUCUUUCGCUACAUGCAUUUUUCAUUGUGUCCACAUUUUAAACCAGAAGGAUGAAGCUGAAGUUUAUCACUCAACACUAAUGAGCCAAUAGAGUCAAACUCAGUUGUGCAAUUGAAAGCGUAUAAUACUUGCCUUUUAUUUUAAACACUGGAUUAUAUUUUAUUUUUUUAUGUAAAAUCUAGUGUGAAAAGCUUAUUUAUAUGAUCGUGUAAUGGAUUACAUUUCCAGUAGAAGCAACAUGGGUCUCCACAGAUAUUUUUGUACAGUGUUUGUAACUUCUCGUUCAUUGCAUCAAACCACUUUCACCCAAGCAUCAACUCACAUGCUUUCAGUGACAUGCUUCAUAUUAAAAUGAUAUGGGCAGCUGAAGGGUUUUGGAAAGUUUUUUAUCGAGUACAAAGUGGAUCUAGAACAUAUCCAAGUCAUAUUUCACCCCGAAAUCAAAAGAAACAAAAACCUAUUAAAGAAAAUGAAGCCUAUUUUUACAAUCACAAUCAAGUUUUUUUCAUAAUGGCAUUAUUUUCAUGACAGUUAUGCAUAUUUCGCCCCACAAAUUCUUAUUACCGUAAUGUGAAAACGAGUAAUGUCAUACUCAAAUUGUAAAGUGUUUGUAUUAUAAUGGUAGUUUUGUUUUACUGAAUUGAAAUAUGAAUGAUAGAAUUGUGGUAAUGAUGUUAAUAUUGAUAUUUUGCUAAAUAUAUUAUUUUUAUCUCUAGAUUUUGGAUCGAAAUGUGAUUCAGAUACUUUUUGUGAGAUUUAUCAUUGGUGGUUAAUUGAACUACAUGUUCAGCAAGUAAUUAUGAAAGCUCUGGUGGUCAUAGAGGCUAGCUAGCAGCUAGCAGAUCUUCCAAAGGCAAUGGCUGCUUGUAGCAUUGAGUAGGAAUACUAUUCAAAGGAAAACAAAAGAACCUCUUUCAGUUUCUGAUUCCCUUGUGUUAACAUCAAAGAGCAGCGUUUAAACACUCAAGGGAUGGGAAACGAUUUAGUUUUUUCUUUUUCUUUUUGGUGCGCAUGUAUUAUUCAUUGGACCUGAAAGGUAAUCGUCAUAGGUUGUAUGAAUCAUAUUUGCCAAUCUUGCUGCUCAUGAUGCUUUUUCUUUGGGUUGAGAAUGAAUGACAGAUAUAAACUAAUGUAUAUAGUAGAAAUCCAGGGGAUUCUACACAAUCGGCAAGAACAUUUUAUUGAAUAUUUUUCAGUCUGGAAGAAUGUUGAUUUUGGUAUACUCAAGAAGAUGUUGCAUAAAUGGGUUUUCGCUGGAAUAAUCGGGUGCAUAGCUUCUACAUCCUCUUGUAAUUCAGUACAGUGAUUUCUGUUUUAGACCUGUUGAAUAUCUGUAUUACCAGCACUCGAUUUCAGUUCAACUUGACAUUUUAUGAAAGGAGAGUCUUUGGUUAUAUUCUUCAGUAUACUUUGCUUAAUAUUGCACAUCUUUUAAGUGUAACUUCAUGUUGAAUUGUUCGCCUGUAUAUAAGUUUCAUUUUGUCUGUAAAUUGGGAACGAUGUGAGUAGGUAUGAGGAAUGAUUUUGUGAUUUAAAGUUAAAAUGUCGGGGGAGAAGUUAUCGAAAAAGACUAAUUAUUGAUUAAAUAAAUGGGGAAAUGCAGGUCAUCAUGUCCAUAUAACUUGUAAAAAAAAAAAAAUGCUGAUAUUUUUACUUCAUAUUGAUGAUGAUCAUGCCUAGUGUCAUUGAAGGAAUGGUUUAUAAUGAAUUGCUCUGUUUGUUAUGGAAUUAAAUGACAAUGAACUUC
Carassius auratus (goldfish) is the source of this 6772-nucleotide messenger RNA. Its product is annotated as serine/threonine-protein kinase LMTK2-like. Gene Ontology annotation, biological process: protein phosphorylation. The transcript is spliced from 14 exons. Bases 453 to 4802 code for a protein of 1449 amino acids. Lineage: Eukaryota; Metazoa; Chordata; Actinopteri; Cypriniformes; Cyprinidae. Gene Ontology annotation, molecular function: ATP binding; protein kinase activity. The record is from RefSeq and is a predicted model, not a curated record.